UCCUUGUUAAAGCAGGACACUCACUGUCAUCAUUUGCUUCUUACUCACGAACUACAAAAUGGCUCGUAUGUUCACAAUCGCAAUCACGCUAGGUUUAGUUCUGAUUUCGUCCGGGACAACCACUUCGGCUGACGUGACCUUCACCUUGGAGGAACAAUUCCAGAAAUUGAGCGACAAUUUUAAUGAAAUGAGGAAAGUUUUUGGAGAAAAAGUUACUCGACUGGAGGAGAUGAUGGAGCAAAAGGAUCGGCAACAGGAAAUUUUGACUGAAAAAAUUAUUCGACUGGAACGAUUGGCCGAAAAGAACGGCAGAGCUACUGCGACUUCGUCAAAAGUAGUCGGUGUAAUUGCAUCCGGCGCCAUGCCGCGGACGUGCAGAGAAGCUCAUCUAGCUGAUCCAUCACUGGCUUCCGGGAUGUACUGGAUCGAUCCAGAUGGCCAAGCCGUUGGUGAUGCUCCCAUCUACGUUUACUGUGACAUGAUUUCAGGAACCACUUCCAUUUCCCACGACAGUCAAUCGUCCAUGAAUGUCGGUCAUUGCGCUGAUCCUGGAUGUUAUUCCAGGGCCAUAGCUUAUAACGCAUCCAGUAGGCAAAUGUCAGCAUUGACUGAACUGUCCGCCGAAUGUCACCAAUCCAUUCAAUACGAUUGCUACUUUGCGCCUUUUCAAUUUGACGGCGUCGCCUAUGCCUGGUGGAACGACAAAAACGGAAAUGCGGAAUACUUUUGGUCCGGUAGCGACGACAGCGUCCACACCUGCCAGUGCGGCAUCGAUCGGAAUUGCGUUGACACUUCGUUGCAAUGCAACUGUGACUCGGCGGCCCCAGUCCAAUUAACUGAUAGCGGCAUCAUCUCUAAUAAGAAUCUUCUGCCCGUCACUCGCCUGAAUUUCGGUCGCACCCAACUGGAAAGCUCUUCCGGUGUUCACACAUUGGGUCCAUACGAAUGCUCCGGACAGGUGGCCGUCACCGGAAUGCCCAAGUCCUGCGAAGAUUUGUGGAGAGGUGGGCACACCUUGAGCGGAUUAUAUUCGAUCGUGGGGUCCCUGAUGGUCGAAAGUGUUUACUGUGAUUUUUCAAAACUUCCCGAUGACGCCGGUUUCCAGAAAUGGAUUGGAUUUGCAGAUGUAAAAUCUUCACCGACCUACUUCUACGUCCAGAGAAAUGCAGAUUUUAGUACACAAGGUGUUCCGAUUCCAUUCGAUAGUGAAAAACUCAACGUCGGCCAAGCCAUGAACUUACAGUCGGGAAAAUUUACCGUACCCCGAACGGGAAAAUAUCAUUUUUCGGCAUCUGGAAGAACAUAUUAUGGGAGAAAUUCGGGGCGAUAUUUCGUUAUUGGUCUUUAUAAGAACAGUGCGGUAAUUGGGUCUUCUCAUGGUGAUGAAAUUAGUGACACCGAUUAUCUAUAUGAAAUUUUUUCCCUUCAAUCAACGUUAAAUUUGGUAGCGGGAGACCAAAUUUGGCUAGAAAGUAGUUACAUGCCAUCAGGAGUUUAUCUGGCGGGUUACACUCACUUUACUGGCUGGCUUCUUGAAGAAGACAUUUCAAAAACACUAAAUAUUGUUUAAUCGUGAAUUGAUCAAACAAUCGUUAUUUUAACAUCAAUACUUUUUUAGUGA
This is a messenger RNA of Daphnia pulicaria, 1621 nucleotides long. RefSeq lists its product as uncharacterized. The record is from RefSeq and is a predicted model, not a curated record. Lineage: Eukaryota; Metazoa; Arthropoda; Branchiopoda; Diplostraca; Daphniidae. Gene Ontology annotation, molecular function: extracellular matrix structural constituent; protein binding. Bases 59 to 1570 code for a protein of 503 amino acids. The transcript is spliced from 7 exons.